AUGUGGCGGGUGGUGGUCGCGCGCUCCGAGGACAACAGCACCCUGCUGUCCUCCGAGAUCACUUCCGGCGCCGUCGCGCCCGGUCACCUGUCGACGCUGCCGGCGCCGCCGUCGGGCCACCAUUGGGGCUACCCGCCGCCGCCGCAUCAUCCGCCGUAUCAGCCGCAGCACCCGGACAUGCGUCACCACCACGACAUGCGUCCGCCCGCCUCUCACGGCGAGCUGCGGCACGCCAUCGCGACCCCCGGCGAUCUCAGGAGUCAGGAGCUGCGGCACGAGAUGCAGCGGCCGGAUCUGCGACACCCGGCGGAGAUGCAGAGGCAUCAGGAGGUGCAGAGGCACCAGGAGCUGUCCAGGCACGACGUCGCCAGGCAUCAGGACGUCCGGCACCAGGACAUGCCGGAGCUACGCUCCAGUCACGAAUUCUUGGAACUGAAGAUCGAUACGGAAUUAAGGACCCAGGACAAUGGCCAGCAGCAGCAACAGCAGCAGCAGCAACAGCAGCAGCAACAGCAAACGCAGCAAAAUCAGGGGCACCAGCAGAGAAGUCUGAAGAGGACCAUGAGCGACUCUGACUGCGACGAUGUAUUCUCAGAGGAGAGCGGCAAAGAGCCAUGCAACUCGCCCGGCGGAGACUCAUGCCAGCACGCGUCGCGGAAACGCAGGAGGGGAAUGAUCGAGAAGAAGCGGCGCGACAGGAUCAACGCGUCCCUCGGCGAGCUGAGGAGAUUGGUCCCGGCGGCGGCGAGGGAUCCUCACAGCGGAAAGCUGGAGAAGGCCGAGAUUCUGCAGCUCACCGUCGAGCAUCUGCGCACGCUUCGCAAUAAGGGACCAGAGGGCUACGACAGCACGAAGCUGGCCAUGGACUACCACGCGGUAGGCUGGGGCGAGUGCGCCGCCGAGGUGGGCCGCUACCUGGUCACCAUGGAGGGCCUGGACGAGAGGGAUCCCCUUCGGCUGCGCCUGCUGUCGCACCUGCAGAGCUUCCAUCGCGAGCAUCCCCCGUCGGCCGUGCCCUCCGCGGUGCCGCCGGCAUCCACGACGUUGACGUCCACCUCGACGGCCAGCAGCUACGAGCCGCCGCCGAGCACGGUCUCCGCCGGGAUGCCGCCCGGCCCGGGUGCCAUGCCGCCACUUCUGGGCGGCGGCACCCUCGGCUGGGGCCAGUACCCGGGUCAGUAUCCCCAGCAGCAGCACGGGAAACCUUAUCGACCCUGGGGCGCGGAACUGGCGUACUGA
This is a messenger RNA of Vollenhovia emeryi, 1239 nucleotides long. It is a transcript of the gene Hey, whose product is annotated as hairy/enhancer-of-split related with YRPW motif protein 1. Lineage: Eukaryota; Metazoa; Arthropoda; Insecta; Hymenoptera; Formicidae. Gene Ontology annotation, cellular component: nucleus. Gene Ontology annotation, biological process: anterior/posterior pattern specification; regulation of transcription by RNA polymerase II; regulation of neurogenesis. The record is from RefSeq and is a predicted model, not a curated record. Bases 1 to 1239 code for a protein of 412 amino acids. Gene Ontology annotation, molecular function: protein dimerization activity; RNA polymerase II cis-regulatory region sequence-specific DNA binding; DNA-binding transcription factor activity, RNA polymerase II-specific. The transcript is spliced from 3 exons.